Messenger RNA from Coregonus clupeaformis (lake whitefish), 10103 nucleotides. RefSeq names its product PDZ domain-containing protein 2. The coding region runs from base 956 to 9166 and encodes 2736 amino acids. The record is from RefSeq and is a predicted model, not a curated record. Gene Ontology annotation, molecular function: protein binding. Lineage: Eukaryota; Metazoa; Chordata; Actinopteri; Salmoniformes; Salmonidae. The transcript has 26 exons.
CAGUCGCUGUUGUUAUCUUUUUUGGUUCAAUGAAAGUCAAUAUGAACUAAGUAGACCAGACCCAGCUGAAGUUGCAUUGGUGUCUAUGGGAGACACACCCAGUUAAGAAGACCGGAACUGACAUUUAUUUUCACUGGUAAACGGCCUGAGUGAACUGUCUUCAUUUAUCCACCAUCUUUGGUUCUGCUUUGAAGACAUUGCAUAGAAAUAUUGCCACAAGCGAUGCUCGGAGUGACGAGCGCGCACAACAGUACCGUCGCAACUUUGCAUUCUUUUAUGAUUCUAUGUAACGGAAUAUUUAGGCUAAGCGCUCAUCUGUGGAUACAUUGUAAAAAGGACUUUUAUUAUUAUUUGCUUGCAGAAAAAAAUGUCCUUGGAUUGUUUUCAGUCGUUUGAGAAGUCUACACUUUGGAUAACUACGUCUUGCAACUCAGACGUGAACAACGCCUGAGCCUGACGCUCCCCAGAGUGUGUGUGUGUGUGUGUGUGUGUGUGUGUGUGUGUGUGAGUGCAGACACACACACCCUCUCCCUCGUCAGUCUCGGUUAUCAGAUAUUUCUACCCUGCCUGGUCCGGAACCCUGCCAGCCAAGCGGAUAAUGGCCCUCCUCUCUCUCCAGCUACCCCUCAGAGUGUAGGGAGCCGAGACCACAUCACACACACUUCCCUGACAGCUCUGCUUUUGUUGCCGGGGCGUUACGGAACGGGGGAAAUGCGGCAGACACACACACACACUCCUCGAUUCUCGCUCCUCUGACGCCCAAAGUCUUCUAACACCAUCGCUACUGCUAGAGAUGGAGGCGGCUUCAGUCCACAAAGCUUCCUGUGUCUGGAUUUGGAUGAACAGUUGCCAGCAUCAGCCCUACUCCCACACCCCUUCCCAGCCCCGGUGCCUCUAGAGGGGCCCAUCGACCCAGGAUGCAGGGGGGCUCUGGUCCGGCCCAGCCCCAGCCACGAUGCCCAUCACCCAGGAGAACGCCCUGAGCCACCUCCAUCUACUGGAGGACUGGCUCCUGGGGGCCCAGACCAGGUACCAGGACCACUAUGGAGACCCAGACCAGCAGUCCACCACCAGCAGAGACCCAGACCAGGACUCGUACCAGGAGUCAGAACACGAGGAGGAAGCCUGCAGCGGAGGUACCAGCCGAGACAUGUCUCCAUGCCAGGCCGCUGUACGGAAACUGGUGGAGUACAUCCAGCUCAACUUCACAGAGGGAGGCGAGAUCCAGAGUGCCGCCCUCCGACCCCUGACGCCUAGUGGGGUUGUGGACGCGGAGGUGCGAGCCGUGUGCCUCGCCAAGCGAGAGGGGGACGGAGCAGAGCUGGGACUGAGUUUCGGUAACAUCCCUAUAUUCGGGGACCCGGAGGGGGAGGGGAGGCAGAAGGGAGGGAGGAGGAGGAGGAGGAGGAAGGGGGAUCAGGGACCCGUGUUGGACGUGGGGUGUAUCUGGGUGACAGAGGUGAGGAAGAGAAGUCCGGUGGCGAGGUGCGGUAGAAUCAAACUACGAGACGAGCUGCUGUCACUCAACGGUCAGCUGAUGGUGGGCGUCGACGUCACUGGAGCCAGUUACCUGGCUGACCAGUGCUGGAAUGGCGGCUGCAUCUACCUGAUCAUGCUCCGGAGGAUCAAGCGUAAAGCCCCUCUCCCUCCGUGCAAUGGAAACGGCAACGCCACCGUCACUGGUGGCAGCGGUGCCAUCCAAGAUGUCCGAAACUCUCUGGACCACCAGAGCAGUGUGUCCUCCAAGCCUCCUGGCAGCCUUCCGACGCAGACCGUUGGCAGCAAACGGACGCGAAAGUUUGGCGUCAUCGCCCGGUCGACGUUCAAUCGCGAUGGUAAAGACCCUAAGAAUGGGAGCUGGUACGAUGGCGGUGGGGAGACGCUGGAGAACGGUUACCGCGGCUACGGAGGGUCCGCGGUCUCCAUGGACACGGAGGUCACGCCCCCGGAGCCUAGUAGCUCCACCCCUUCCAUGGACACACCCCCAGAGGAGGAGCCAAGAGAACCAGGACCAGGGACUGUUCUGCCCCCUCUAGCGAUCCCCCAUCACCUGCAGAACGGGGGAGGGACCGUCACCCUGCCGAACCGCUCCCACAGAGGACUGUCAGAACACAAGACCGAGUCACUCAGCAGUGAUACCUCCAGUCAGCCCAGAGAGGGGAGUCGUAUCUGGAAGAUGCACAUGGUGAAAGGUCAGGAGGGGCUGGGGAUCCAGAUUACGGGAGGACGAGGGUCCAAGCGCUCCCCGCAUGGCAUCAUUGUAGCGCACGUGGAGGAGGGCGGUGCCACACAGAGGGACGGGCGCCUGAAGGCUGGUGAUGAGCUCCUGAUGAUCAACGGUCAGUCUCUGGUUGGCCUGUCUCAUUCAGAGGCUGUAGACGUCCUACGCUCCACCGCUGGACUGGUACAACUGGUCGUCGCUAGCAGGGAGGAAUCGGAAGUGGAUUUCCAGCGGUACCCGUCCACCAGCCUGCCAGACCUGGUCAGUACCUGUGCCUCCUCUUCUUCUUCUCCCAGCGACAACCAGGGGAACAUGGAACCUCAUCACAGGCACGGUUGGGAGAACCUAACAGCCAGCAGCCUUAGCCUCUCUCUGUCUCUACCUACCACGCUGACCAAUCUGGAGAAGCUAGAGGAGCGAGGCCGGGUGGAGGGACCUAAAGAAACCUGCCGCUCUCCUACACCAAUGAAGUUCAGGAGUAGAUCACAAGGGGGCGGUAGUCGUCUGGAGUCUGUGGGAGAGGACGAUGAGCUGAUGGUGGAGAAUGGAGAGGCGGGGAGUGACAUGGUGGAGAAACCGACACGAGGCGGGCGCAAACACUCCCUGCCUCAGCAAUUAGACACUGUGGGCAUCCGCCAGGAGUAUCAGAUAGUUAAGAAAUCAGCUCGCUCCCUGAGCACCUUUCAAGUGGAGUCUCCAUGGCGACUGGCCCAGCCAUCUAUUAUCUCCAACAUAGUCCUAAUGAAAGGACAGGGAAAGGGGCUGGGGUUCAGCAUCGUCGGUGGUCAGGACUCUGCCCGAGGAAGGAUGGGGAUCUUCGUCAAGACUAUCUUCCCUAACGGAGCAGCGGUCGCAGAUGGAAGACUGAAAGAGGGAGAUGAGAUUCUGGAGGUGAAUGGAGACUCUCUCCAGGGCCUAACCCACCAGCAGGCCAUCCAUACCUUCAAGCAGCUGAAGAAGGGUGUGGUGACUCUAACGGUACGGACGCGUCUCCGCAGCCCCAGCCUGACGCCGUGCCCCACCCCCACCCUCCUCAGCCGCUCCUCCUCCCCAAACUCCAACGCCAGCGGGGGCAACCCCAUCCCCGUAACCCCCACCGUCGACGAACCCCCCGAAGCCCGCAAGGGACCCCCCGGUCCUGGCCCCAAGGACUGCAUCAUCAUGGAGGUUACGCUCAACAAAGAGCCUGGUGUGGGUCUUGGAAUAGGGGCCUGCUGUCUAACCCUAGAGAACAGUGCUCCAGCCAUCUACAUCCACAGUCUGGCCCCCGGCUCUGUCGCCAAGAUGGAUGGACGACUCAGUCGAGGGGACCAGGUCUUGGAGCUGGACUCUGUGAGUCUACGCCAUGCGGCCCUGAGUGAGGCCUACGCUAUUCUAAGUGAGUGUGGACCCGGACCAGUCGGCCUCAUCAUCAGCAGACACCCCAACCCCAAGGUUUCAGAGCAGGAGAUGGAUGAUGUAAUCGCUAGGUCUUCACACAGAGACAGCCUGAGUAAGGACGGACACGCCUCUCACACUCUAGGCAUUCCCUCUAAGAGCCCCUCCCCCACGGUGAAGGCCAAACAGGGAGAUGGCUCUUCCCUCAGCUGGACCAUGAAGAGGUUCCUGGAGCCCGCCAGCAGGCAAGGGUCUCUGAGCUCGGAGGCGGAGCUAUCUCAGUACUUUUCCCAGGAAGUAACCAGUCAUUCGUCGCUGUCGGAAACCAUUGCGAUGGGAUCCAGUGAUGACGACAUGCUGCACCACAGGAGCUGCAACACCUCAAUAGACGACACCCCCGCCGCUCAGCUACAUGGGUUAAAAGAUGCCUCCUGUGUGGGAGCAGAUGAAAAGGCCCCCGGUGUCCCGGUUUUAAGCCGGCCAGUGGAGACCACCCAGCGCCAGCCCAGCAUGGUUAGUCCUGGUAGCAGCUCCGUCCGCAGCCCGCUGCUCCGACAGAGACGAGUCGUCUGCUAUGAAGAUGAGGUCAGCGAUGAUGAAGAUGCUGUUACCCUGCCCUUCCGCCAGGUUGCUGGUCAUGGUACCACCAUGGGGGUGCUCUCUGACUCUGGCAUCAUGAUCUCUACGUCAUCAGUGGAGGUGGACGAGGAGUGUGAAGGUCCAUCCAUCCUGCUUCAUAGUAUCUCUCUGGAGUCAGAGGAAUGGGUCAGCUUUGUUCCUUCCUCCGGCGCCGAAUCACCCUUCAUGCCUAUCCGCCGGUCGGACCACCACCAGACCCCCGGGGGAGGAGGAGGGUCUUGCCCCACGACAGGCCCCAGUAACCUGGGUGUGAGGGAGGACCCUCAGGGCCCCCUGGAGCCCAGGCGCUCCCCUAAGCUGGAACACAAGGCUGUGACCCGCGUCAAGAGUAUGAUGAGCAUCGAGGCCCCGCCCAUCCAGCCAACCAACCAGCAAAACCAGAACCAGAGACCCAAAGGAGAGGAGUCUCCAACGUCCCCAUCCUCCCAGCCUCUGGUCCCUGAGCCUGGCGUAGCCUCCAGCCGCUCCCUGGGCCGACCUGGGUCUAACCCCAACCCCCUCUGUAAGAAGGGCGAGGCCUGCAGCGAGCUGGCGGGGGUCUGCACCAUCAACAGGGUGGUCCUGAGGAGGAGUGAGGAGGAGUCCUUCGGUAUGGACCUGGAGAUCAGAUCCUCUCCUCUGAAGGUGGUGAUCACUGGACUGAGGCUUGGAGGAGCGGCCGAGAGGGAAUCCCAGGGCAGGAUGUGUGUGGGGGACGAGAUCGUGUCGAUUGGGGACACACCCAUGUGCUCCUCGUCCUAUCACGACAUCUGUGAGCUCAUGCACAACCUUCCUGUGACGCUCACGCUGGAGGUCAAGAGGCCCGUGUCAGCUGUAGAUCGCCUGUCCAGCCUCAUGAUGUCAUCGGGGAGUUGUGAUGUCAUGGGACCCUCCGGACUGGAUCAGUCCAGAACUCCCCAGGAAGCCAAUGGGGGCACUCCAAAUCCAGGAAGUCCCUCCUCCUCCUCCUCCUCACCGACCAAUCACAAUCCCAAACCCACAGCCCCAAUCAACCACAACCACAGCAGUGAUAUACCUGUCACCUACAUUGACGACGUCAUAACCAAACUAAGCUCCUCCGAUGUUAAGAGUGCCCUCUCUUCCAAAACCCUCAAAGCCCCUUCAGAAGCACAACGUACUGAGACUAUGGUCUGUGAGUCAGCUCUAGACAGCAAGACCCUGCCAGACAACGAUGAAAGCACAGUUCAGACUCCUCCAACGUUGCCCAGUCAGUUGGAUUUCUCUGUCUUGGACUCUGGAAAGAAAGGCUGCCUCAUGGGUAAAACAUUCUUGAACGACGACUACUCCAGAAACUGUAGCAGUAAUCUCACAGACGAGGGAAUGAAUGCUCUUUCAAACGGGGUGGAGAGACCCCCCGGCGCCUCUGCUGCCGCCUCAAACUGCAACAUGUACGACAUGGUCGGCGACAGUGAUUCGGAGAGCGAAGACACUGCCACCGACAACAGCCGUGGCGCUGCCAGCUAUAACAAACCGGCGAGCCGCGGUGUCGGCGCUGAGCCCCAAGGCACGGAUUCAGAUGAGGAGGAAGUGGAGAUUUGUUACAGUGAGGCCCAGCGGCCCAGCACUCUGAUCCAGGCUGAGCUGACUCACCUAACAGAUGGGCCAUUGUCUCCCCAGCUCUCUAUCUCUAUCUCUGGCUCUGACGGCAGCCACAAUACAAAGGAGACUGGGCCCUUUGAUGUAGCACUAGACUCUGCUGCUUCUUCCUCCUCCGCUGCCACUGCUGCUUCUGCUGCCUCCCAGCAAAAUGAAGACUGCUCUGUUGUAACGACCCAAUCCAACCCCGAUCCGAAACCAUUCCCCUCACUGUCUCAGGGUCUGCCUGCCUCUGGCUCUCAAUGCUCAGGUGCCUGUCUGGCUGUGGAGGCCAAAGGUUCCCCUUGCCAAGUAAUGCCCCGCCAGUCUUCCAAGGACACAGAUUCUGAGCCCACCACAAGCCCCGCAGGGCCUUCAGAAUGUGUUGUCAACAGUGCCAACAGGGUUUGUGACACUAUUGUAACACCUCUAAUAAAACCCAGCCAUGCUCCUUCAUUAAGCGUCUGCAGUACCCCCAUUGCAGCGGCUAGCCGCAACGUUGUGCGACGGAGUCAGGAGAUGUCAGCCCGACUCCGUACAAACGUUUCACCGGCUGCGGCAUUAGGGAAACUAUCUAACACACAAUCAUCAUCAUCAUCCCACUCAAUGGUGGCGGAGGCAAAUCCCUCCAACUAUAACAAUGGCUGGUCAGGCGCAUCUAAACCAUCAUCAACAUCACUAACAACAAGAGACAGGGAGAGAGACAAAGUUCCCCCAUCAACAUCGCUAACAACAAGAGACAGGGAGAGAGAGAAAGUUCCCUUAACUUCCCUGGAACUCAGGUUGGUCCAGAAUAACCCUACUAGUCCCUCUCUCAGGACGUCCGGUCCCAAAUCAGUCAACAACACUUCAACAGACACUCCUCUAUCCAGCAGUAGCAGCAGGCUCAGAGUCAAUGACAAAGUCCAGAAGACCAGCAACACUGUUCCCAAAAUGAAGGGGCUCAGCGUCAAGUGUAAAACCAAACCCCAGGAGCAGCUUUCCCCAAAACCAGCCAGAGCAGAAAGUCCGUCGGUUCUGAGGAAAGCCAACAACAUUUCCCCGCUCCAGUCCCCCAAACUGCAAGCCAAGAAGGUGGGCUCCCUCCUGCAAACCAGGAACGUGGAUUCCACUCUGCUUACCAGGAAGGCAGCCGUAACCAGUAGCCUAAAGAUUGGUAAACAGCAAGACCGGAGCAGCAGUAGCAGUAGCCCUGCCAUGCCCAAAACAGGUGACGGAGGCCAGGACAAGUCCAACCGCACAACCACUACUACGUCAGAACCAAUCAGCCAAUCACAAUCAGCUACCAAGACGAAGGCAGAGGAGCUCCGUCUACACAAAGAGGUGGAGCAAGGGAUUUUGGCGGUGGCCAAGCCAAAAGAACGACCAGAGCCAGUCCCGACUACCCAGAGGACCUUCAUCGAGGUGCGACUCUCAUCCUCUACUCCUCCUUCCUCUUCCUCGUCUACACCAGUUCUGACACCAAAGGAAACUGGGAAUUCAAAGGAUUACUCAAUUACUCAUACCACAAAUAUUACUCCACACAAGGAUCAGGUCAAUGGAAGUCCAGUAGAGACUAGUCUAUGGCCAGGAACCCCUGCAACCCCUGGCUCGGUGUGUAAUCCUGAAAAGGUCAACAACACUACCAGUGAUUCAGCAGUGAACUCAGUAGUUCUAGAAUCCAUAGAUGGGGUUCCUUUGCCUAUGAGAAAUGGUCCCAUCUCUCACAGGAACUGUAGUAUAAAAGAGAUGGAUGAAACUGAGAGCGUCAAAGGCAACGAGUCCAAACUGAAGGCGAUGGAUCGCCGUAGUUUCUCCAUGGACAACAGCGCCCCCGGGGAUCCCAACCUCUUCUCUGUCCGCCAGAGGAUCAAGUCCUUCGAGAACCUGGCCAGCUUCGACAAGCCAGUCCUCAAAUGCAUCGACAUCCAGUCCUUUGCUCAGUCCUAUGCUCUGACUGCAACGUUGAAGCCGCCUCUCAACCGGAGACUGUCCGGCUACAUGUCUGGAUCGGUGAGCUCCGUGGACUGCCGCUCGCUACGAAGGAGCUUCAGCUCGUGCGUCGACAACUUCAAAGCGUCAACCCCCUUGACCCCAAUGUCGCCUCAGCUUCGCAAGUCACCGUCGAGCAUGACCCUCACAAACGUUGACCUGUUGACGCAAAACUGCAGCGCUAGCGAAGCUCCCCUCAGACAAACCCAGGACAAAUUUGCGGAUGAAGAAAGUCCCAGAAUCUCCCCAGGAGUCGUAACCCUAACCCCUCAGACGCCCCCGGUGAUGCGGAGCCGCCAGACCCGAGGCCAUUCCAACCUGUCCCGGUCCAGACUGAGGGAGCUCAGGGCCCUUAGCAUGCCAGACCUGGACAAGCUCUGCACCGAUGACUUCUCCAGCGACCCAGGGACUAACGCCGCCACCUUUAAGACGGAGCUGGAGAUACACCCAGCCAGGCCCACAGAGGUCAUCCAGAACCAGACAGGGGGCUGUUCCCCGCCUGCUGCCCCCACCGGGGUGCACCUGACCAGGGCCAGCUGGGUGGACGCUGGGGCCAGCCUGGACCCCAUUCAGGGGAAAACCAAUGGGCAGCAGACAGAUAUCCAGAACCGGUCCAUCAGUCUGACAGUGCUGGCUGGCUCUCCGGUGGAGCAGAGUAAGCUGCAGGCGGUCCUGGCCUCACUGACCGCCAAGACAGACGUGUUGGCCCUGCUACAGGAGGCCAAGGCUCUCUCUGAGGUUAAAGAUGAUACCCACUUUGUAGUCUUCUCUAAAGAAGAGGGAUCCGGACUUGGUUUCAGCAUCGCUGGUGGAAUGGACCUUGAGCAGAAGUCCAUAACUGUCCAUCGGGUGUUCUCCAAAGGCGUGGCCGGCCUGGAAGGUACCAUUCAGCGGGGGGAUAGUGUCCUGUCCAUCAACGGCAGCAGCUUGGAAGGGAUGUCCCACGGAGAAGCCCUGUCCUGUCUCCACCAGGCUAGACUGUCCACUCAGGCCCUGGUGGUCAUUCGCAGGGGGAAGGACAGUGAAGGACAGAAGUCCCCGAGACACCAUGACAACAGGCCUGAGAUGGCUAGACCAGUGGAGGUGGAGGUGGGACCUGACGGGGCUCUGAGUGUGGAGCUCCUGAAGACGUCAGCUGGUCUGGGCUUCAGUCUGGAGGGGGGCAAAGCCUCGGCGCACGGAGACCUCCCACUCAACGUCAAGCGAGUCUUCAAAGGUGGCGCUGCGGAGCUGUCGAGGGUGGUGGAGGUGGGGGACGAGGUACUGGAGGUGAACGGGCGCUCGCUGCAGGGCCUCAUGCACUACGACGCCUGGAACAUCAUCAAGACCGCCAGCGAAGGCCCCGUGCAGCUUGUCAUCAGGAAACCACGGACCUCUGUAUGACAGACGUACAACAGGCAUAUAGAAUGAAUGUGAUGGACCAGACGUACCUCGUAGAACACAUAUGUAAGCUGAGGUGACAUAAUGUAUAAUCCAGGACUUCUGUAUGACUGACAUACAACAAACAUAUCUCAGAGAACUAUACAUAUAGCUACGAUGGCUAAAUGUCACUAUUAUGACAUAUUCUUAUGAAACGGACAGACGUAUUGGACAGACAUGUUGGACAGACAUUGCAGGGUUGUUCUUUUGCUAAGCGGACUGCAAUUCGGUCCGGAAUGGAACUAAGUCAAAUAACGCGCCGAAACCAGAUUGUGGAUUGGAGGAAGAAGCAUUCUUUAUUUUAUUAUAGUGUUUUAUACAGGAGGACUAGAGACUAUUAUAGUGUUUAUACAGGAGGACUAGAGACUAUUAUAGUGUUUAUACAGGAGGACUAGAGAGACUAUUAUAGUGUUUAUACAGGAGGACUAGAGACUAUUAUAGUGUUUAUACAGGAGGACUAGAGAGACUAUUAUAGUGUUUAUACAGGAGGACUAGAGAGACUAUUAUAGUGUUUUAUACAGGAGGACUAGAGAGACUAUUAUAGUGUUUAUACAGGAGGACUAGAGACUAUUAUAGUGUUUAUACAGGAGGACUAGAGACUAUUAUAGUGUUUAUACAGGAGGACUAGAGACUAUUAUAGUGUUUAUACAGGAGGACUAGAGACUAUUAUAGUGUUUAUACAGGAGGACCAGAUACUAUUAUAGUGUUUUAUACAGGAGGACUAGAGAGACUAUUAUAGUGUUUUAUACAGGAGGACGAGAGAGUGUCUUUAUGGUGGCAUCUUGUGAUGAUGGUGGUGUUUUUAAUAUCUCAUGGACUGCUCAGUGUUAUCAAAUCAAAUCAAAACAAAUGUUAUUGGCCACAUGCACCGAAUACAACAGGUGUAGACAUUACAGGGAAA